Molecule: messenger RNA, 1618 nt
Organism: Scatophagus argus
Lineage: Eukaryota; Metazoa; Chordata; Actinopteri; Scatophagidae
Product: prostasin-like
Exons: 7
Coding region: 230-1135 (301 amino acids)
Biological process (GO): proteolysis
Molecular function (GO): serine-type endopeptidase activity
Source: RefSeq, a predicted model, not a curated record
GUAACAGUUUGAUCUGACAGAAGCGUGAGAUCCCAGACUUCCUGUGUGGGAAGAUCAGCUUUGAGCUGAUGAGAGAACCCUGCAUCACACCCAGUGGAGUCACGUAUGACAGGAAAGACGUCGAAGAGCACCUGCAGUUUUCCAGCCACACCAAACAGAGUUGACUCUGCGUGGUCCUGACUGUACAACAUCUCCACUGAACAGAAGACACAUUUAGAGGACUCACACCAUGAAGGUCAGAGUUUUGCUCAUGCUGGUGGCCUUAGCGGUUACAGGAAGCAACGCACAGCUGGACGUUUGUGGCAUCGCACCGCGCAACACCAGGAUCGUAGGAGGUGGGGAUGCUCCUGUAGGGGCCUGGCCCUGGCAGGUCAGUGUGAACUAUAAGGGGAGACUCGCCUGUGGAGGCACCCUGAUCAACAACCAGUGGGUCCUGACUGCUGCCCAGUGCAUCGUCAGCGACAUAUCCAAUUACACCAUCCACCUCGGGCGUGAAUAUCAGCUACAGCCCAACCCAAACGAGGUGUCCCUCCAAGUGUCCAAGACCAUCGUACAUCCAUUCUAUGAUAGCAAAACGUUCAACAACGACAUCGCCUUAAUGCAGCUGUCCUCACCCGUCGUCUUCUCCGACUACAUCAGACCCGUGUGUCUGGCUGCAGUUGGCAGCGAAUACAACGCUGGGACGACAUGCUGGAUCACCGGAUGGGGAGACAUCAAAGCUGACACUCCCCUGCCUUUCCCAGGGAAGCUGCAGGAGGUGGAGGUUUCUGUCGUGUCCCACAGCGAGUGUAACUCUGUGUACGGUCUAAUCACAUGCAACAUGAUCUGUGUUGGUUCAACCAAAGGAGGAGAAGGAAUCUGCCAAGGAGAUGCAGGCGCCCCACUGAUGAGGAAAUAUGACCAUAAGUGGGUCCAGGCUGGAGUGGCAAUAUUUGGGAGUAUAAAAGGCUGUGGUCUGCCCAAUAUUCCAGAAGGCUUCGCCCGAGUGUCCGAGUAUCAGUCCUGGAUCGAGAGCCAAAUCACCACAGACCAUCCAGGUUUCAUCUGGGCUGGAGCUGUAGGCCUGACUUCCCUGUCACUCCCUCUGAUGCUGUCCAUCUUACUGGGUGUCUUCUCUCUCUUUGUCCUUUCAUAAGACACUUAUUUGGUUUUGUAGGACCAGAAGAUGUCCGGUGAUACUACUGAUUGAAUUAUUUUUCCUAUUAAAUGAUCAGUCAUUGUGUCUUUAACAUUUCCCUGUGGCAGACGCUGGUGACCCCUUUAUCCUGUUAUUGAUUCAUUUCUGUAACAUUAAUGCUUAUAAUAAAGUUUCUUCUUUCUUUUGCUCUGAGCACCUGCCACUGUGAUUCACAUGAAGCUCAUUCAAAGUGUAUUUGAAUGAAUUUCAUUUUCAUUGUCAUCUAAAAUCACUGCACAGGUCUUCCAGUUGUUUUGUAUUGAAGGAGUAUGUGUGCUGUGUGAGACUCGUGUUGUGUUUUUUUACCAGAGGGACCCCUUGUUUGCACAUAACGUGACUAUAUAAAAAAUACAUUCGUAUAAGGACAAGAAUAGAAGACCAUGAUAGCAAGACUAUGAAGUGUGCAGUUUGUCUGUUUGAAGAAACUGUUGUUGUGCUGUU